Molecule: messenger RNA, 4778 nt
Organism: Sus scrofa (pig)
Lineage: Eukaryota; Metazoa; Chordata; Mammalia; Artiodactyla; Suidae
Gene: SLC4A1
Product: solute carrier family 4 member 1
Biological process (GO): regulation of intracellular pH; bicarbonate transport; transmembrane transport
Cellular component (GO): plasma membrane; basolateral plasma membrane
Molecular function (GO): solute:inorganic anion antiporter activity; monoatomic anion transmembrane transporter activity; bicarbonate transmembrane transporter activity
Source: RefSeq, a predicted model, not a curated record
GGAACUGUCCCCGGGGCGCACAAGCAGGAACCCGGCGCUGUUAGAGCGGGCGUGAGCUCAGCUGGUCACAGAGGCCACCGGCGGCUGCAGGAGGUCACCGAGGGACCCCAAAGCUCUCGAGCAGGGACCCGCAGUGCGGGUUAUGCUGGGGGCUCAGAUCACUGCAGACAACUGAACAGUCAGCACAGCGCCAUGGGGGACUUCCAGGAUAAUGAAGAGAGGCUGGAGGAGAAUUUAGGGGUGCAGGACUAUGAAGACCAAGCUCCCCCCACGAUCAGGGAGGAGGACCCAGAAGCUCAGCUCACUGAGCCAACGGCCACCGACUACCACACUGCAUCGCGGCACCUAGACACCCAUAAGUUACCUGAGCAGCUGCAGAUUGGUGUGGAGCUGCGGGAACUGGUGAUGGAUGAAAAGAACCAGGAGAUGCAGUGGAUGGAGAGAGCGCGGUGGGUGCGGCUGGAGGAGAACCUGGGGAAGGAUGGGACCUGGGGCCGCCCACACCUGUCUUACCUCACCUUCUGGAACCUGUUAGAGCUGCAGAAAGCCUUCACCAAGGGUACUGUCCUCCUGGACCUGCCAGAGAAAUCCCUGCCCGGGGUGGUCGUGCAGCUGCUGGACAGGUUUAUCUUCGAGGGGCAGAUCCGGCCUGAACACCGAGAGCCCCUGCUCCGGACCCUGCUGCUCAAACACAGCCACGCCAGAGAUAUAGAGGUCCUGGGGGAGAUGAAGCCUGCGCUCUUGACACCUGCGGGCCCUUCGCAGCCUCUGCUCCCACAGCAGCCUUCGCUGGAAGUAGAGCUCUUUUGUGAACAGGGAGAGGGGAGCAUGGAAGGCCACUCAUCUGAAAUCCUGGGGAAGAGCCCUGAGAACCUGGACACGCUGGUGCUGGUGGGCCAAGUCUCCUUCCUGGAGCGGCCGGUGCUGGGCUUCGUGCGGCUAAAGGAGCCCAUGGAGAUGGAGCAGGAGACGGAGCAGGAGAUGGAGCAGAAGCCAGAGGAGACAGAGGCGCUGGCAGUGCCUCUGCGCUUCCUCAUGGUGCUGCUGGGACCGGAGGACCCUCAUAUUGACUACAAUCAGCUGGGCCGGGCUGCUGCCACCCUCCUGUCAGAGAAGGUGUUCCACGCUGAGGCACGCGUGGCUCAGAGCAAGGAGGAGCUGGUACAUUCUCUGGGGGGCUUCCUAGACUGCAGUCUGGUGCUGCCGCCCUCAGACACCUACUCGGAGAAGGACCUGCUCAGCCUGAUACCUGUGCAGAGGGCACUGCUGAAAAGACGCAAACUCCCCAGUCCUGCCAAGCAGGAACCCAGCUUCUACAUGGGCCUAGACGUGGAUGGGGGCAUAGAAGACAAAGACGACCCUCUGAGGAGGACGGGCAAGCUUUUCGGGGGCCUGGUGCGUGACAUCCGGCGCCGCUACCCGCGCUACUUGAGUGACAUCACAGACGCCUUGAGUCCCCAGGUCCUAUCUGCCAUCAUCUUCAUCUACUUUGCCGCCCUGUCGCCUGCCAUCACCUUCGGCGGCCUCCUGGGAGAAAAGACCCAGAACCUGAUGGGCGUGUCGGAGCUGCUCAUCUCUACGUCAGCGCAGGGCAUCGUCUUCUCCCUGCUGGGGGCUCAGCCCCUGCUCGUGGUGGGCUUCUCAGGACCCCUGCUCGUGUUUGAGGAAGCCUUCUACUCGUUCUGCCAGAGUAACGGCCUGGAGUACAUCGUGGGCCGUGUGUGGAUUGGCUACUGGCUCAUCUUUCUGGUGGUGCUGGUGGUGGCCUUUGAGGGCAGCUUCCUGGUCCGCUUCAUCUCUCGCUACACCCAAGAGAUCUUCUCCUUCCUCAUCUCCCUCAUCUUCAUCUUCGAGACCUUCAAAAAGCUGUACAAGAUCUUCGAGGAGCACCCACUGAAGAAGGAUUAUUCUGCGGCAGGGCCGUCCCAACCCAACACAGCCCUCCUCUCUCUUGUGCUCAUGGCGGGCACCUUCUUCUUAGCCAUGCUGCUGCGCAAGUUCAAGAACAGCUCCUACUUCCCUGGCAAGCUGCGACGGGUCAUCGGGGACUUUGGGGUUCCCAUUUCCAUCCUGAUCAUGGUCUUGGUGGAUGUCUUCAUUGAGGAGACCUACACACAGAAACUCAGCGUGCCUUCAGGCUUCACUGUAUCCAACUCCUCUGCCCGAGGCUGGCUCAUCCACCCGCUGGGCCAGGGUGGCUCAUUUCCCAUCUGGAUGAUGUUUGCGUCCGUCCUGCCUGCCAUGCUGGUCUUCAUCCUCAUCUUCCUAGAGACCCAGAUCACCACGCUGAUCGUCAGCAAACCAGAGCGCAAGAUGGUCAAGGGCUCCGGCUUCCACCUGGACCUGCUGCUGAUCAUGGGCAUGGGUGGGGUGGCCGCCAUCUUUGGGUUGCCCUGGCUCAGUGCCACCACCGUGCGUUCUGUCACCCACGCCAAUGCCCUCACGGUCAUGAGCAAGUCCAGCAUCCCAGGAGCUGCUUCCCAGAUUCAGGAAGUCAAGGAACAGCGGAUCAGCGGGCUCCUGGUCGCUGUGCUCGUGGGCCUGUCCAUCCUCAUGGGGCCCAUCCUGUCCCACAUCCCCCUGGCUGUGCUGUUUGGCAUCUUCCUCUACAUGGGGGUCACGUCACUCAGUGGCAUCCAGCUCUUUGACCGCAUCUUGCUUCUGUUCAAGCCGUCCAAGUACCACCCGGAUAUACCCUAUGCCAAGCGGGUGAGAACCUGGCGCAUGCACCUGUACACGCUCACCCAGAUCAUCUGCCUCGUGGUGCUGUGGACGGUGAAGUUCUUCCCAUCCACCUCGCUGGCCCUGCCCUUCGUCCUCAUCCUCACGGUGCCCCUCCGCCUCUUCCUGCUGCCACUCAUCUUCAGGAAACUGGAGCUCCAAUGUCUGGAUGCUGAUGAUGCGAAGCCCAACUUAGACGAGGAGCACGGUCGGGAUGAAUAUGACGAGGUGCACAUGCCUGUGUGAGGGGGGGCCCGGGCCCCGGCGCCCCCUCCACCGUUCCACGGGCCCACUCUCCCAGGAAAAGCAGAGGCUCAUGGGCACCUCCUGGACUCCCAGGUCCCUCCGGGGGAAGCAGCUGAGGUCCGGGGGCCAUGGGUUAGGGGGAAGGAAGGGGUGUCUAAGAAACCUUCCGUGAAGGGUAGGCUGGCUUUUCUGGCAGGAAAUGGCCAGUGGGGUCCACAGCAGGGGAUUUACCGUGCAGUCCCUUCUGGGGCCACACUGCCACUUGGGGGGUCCCACGCCAGAAGACCUAGAUCUGAGCCCUCAUGGCACAGACAGGAGCAGUGAUGGGGGUGGAGGGAGGGCGCUAGGGGAAGGGUGGGUAUUCAAAUUCCUAUUUGCUGUGUGACCUUGGGCAAGUCCUUGGAUCUCUCCAGCCUCUGCUUCCUCAUCUGUAAAAUGGGUAUAUCAAUAAUCACAUACCCACAUUACAGGAUGGUUUCUGAGGACCAAAGAUAAAUGUGAGGAAAGGGCUUUGGGAGUUCCUGUCAUGGCAGAGUGGUUAACGACUCCGACUAAGAACCAUGAGGUUUGGGGUUCGAUCCCUGGCCUCGCUCAGUGGGUUAAGGAUCCGGCGUUGCCAUGAGCUGUGGUGUAGGUUGCAGAUGCGGCUUGGAUCCUGCGUUGCUGUGGCUCUGGCAUAGGCCGGUGGCUACAGCUCCAAUUGGACCGCUAGCCUGGGAACCUCCAUGUGCCGUGGGAGCGGCCUUAGAAAAGGCAAAAAAGACAAAAGAAAAGAAAAGAAAAGAAAAGGGCUUUGUAAAAUCUAAAAAGCUAUUACACAAUAGUCUUCGAUUCUUCCUCAAGCCUGCCCAAGGCCAUGUAGCUCCUGAGCCACAUGGCUGGGAUUUGAACUCUAAAAGUCUACUUCAGUCACCCACCUUUCCACACUUAGAGAUGUGCCUGCUGGCUCCCCCGCCACCUCUCUGCUCCCACUGGGGACCCUCUUCUCUGGGCCAGAGGGAGGUGUCCGGGUGAGGGCAAGGUGCAGGCAAGGUGCAGGCGAGGACAGAAUCAGGGCUGGGACUCAGGACUCCUAAAUGCUUGCCCCCCUUCCCCACGCUCUCAUUCAUCCCACAAACACUUACCAAAGUCCCUGGACCCCAUGGGCACAGAGGUGCCUGAGACAAGACCUUGCCCUGGGGUUGGGGUGGGGCAAUGUACAGUCUGUUCUGAAUUUGGGUGGGGGGUGGGGGGAAGGUGAGAAUAUAGGAAGAAGAUGGGGAGGGGAGGGAGGUUUGUAAUUUAUACCUUGUGUAUUCUCAGAGCUUUUGUUGUACUUCAGCACAUGCGCGCGCGUGCAUACGCACACACACACACACACACACACACUUAGAGACCCACUGUCCCCAGCCCCACCUGAAACAAAUCUUGGAGAGAUCCUAGAUUCAAACUCUUGGGGUUAGAGACAGUUAGGGUCUGCAGAAUAUGGAUAAAAUCUAUAUAUAUAUAUAUAUAUAUAUAUAUAUAUAUAUAUUUUUUUUACAAAAAGAAAGUAUAAAAAGAGUGGAAAGAACUGGAAGUGGCGAGAGAUGGUUAACACUGAAAAUCAGGGUGUUACAGAGAAGCAAGGAGGUUGAGAGAGGGCUGACGGCUACCUCCCACCCCUUUGCUGUUUCAUGCCCCAUCUGUAAACUGGGACCAGUAAGGGUACCUACUUCAUAGGGUUGUUAUAAGGCUUAAAGGAGACGUGCCUGCAAAGAGAUGGCUCAGCACAGAGCCUGGUCUCAGACCUCCGCAGAAGAGCUCAAUAAAGUUAGCUGCUGGUAUUGUGA